This is a messenger RNA of Amorphotheca resinae ATCC 22711, 2279 nucleotides long. RefSeq lists its product as hypothetical. Bases 80 to 1996 code for a protein of 638 amino acids. The transcript has a single exon. Gene Ontology annotation, biological process: iron ion transport; intracellular iron ion homeostasis; copper ion import. Gene Ontology annotation, cellular component: plasma membrane. Lineage: Eukaryota; Fungi; Ascomycota; Leotiomycetes; Helotiales; Amorphothecaceae. The record is from RefSeq and is a predicted model, not a curated record. Gene Ontology annotation, molecular function: ferric-chelate reductase activity.
CCAUCACACAACAUCAGGCAUCAAAAGUGUGAUUUCUUGAUCUGCGUUACUGUGCGGCACCGUCGCGGGCGCCGCGGCUAUGGAAUCUGAAUGGCUUCGAGACGGCCUCCGAUUCGCACUCGAAGCAUCAAUAUUUACAACCCCGGUCGAUGAUGGACCUGGUCCGCCACAGCAACGAGAUCCUCGAUUCCGGAAGUUGGUGGAAGGAGUCUUAUAUUCUAGACGAUUGAUCCUGACGUAUCAUAUCGUUAUUCUUGGGGUUAUAACUAUUGUUUCCGCAGUACAUUGGACUCGGAAAGCAGCUCAAAGAAGGAGAGCACGAGUCCCGCGGCUACAACCUCUGGAUGCCGACGGCGCAUACGAUGGCGACGCGGCCAAGACAACUUCCCCAAGUGUUACGGCAGUCAAUCGGGAUAUUGAGGAAGCUUCCUCCUCUGGGAGCAGUACACUAGAAGGUGUAAUGAGCCCUCAGGUAAAGGAUGCGGACGAAGACACUCCUCUUCUACAACAUGACACCACACUCCAAACGUCGCAUCAUCGCAGGUCGAUUAUUCGAUACUUCAAGGCAUUCUUGAUGUACCAACCGCCACCGAUCCCUCUCUUUAACAAGACAUUACCGUCCAACGGAACGUCGAUUGUCCUCUUGGCUUUCAUUGCCCUCAACAUAUUUUACACUCUUUUCCACCUAAAUCUCACGAUACCUGAGUUAUUCGUAUUGGCCGAUCGAUGCGCUCUCGUCUUUGUGGCCAAUCUCCCACUUUUAUAUAUUAUAGGUGCAAAAAACCAGCCGCUAAAGUUUUUAACAGGCUACUCCUACGAAUUUUUGAACAUAUUCCACCGUCGGCUGGGCGAACUCCUAUUCAUGGAAGCUUCUCUUCAUGGAUUAGGCAUGUUCGGUGUCUGGUACACGCUACUUGGCCCUGAUGGAAUCACAGUGGGAGAAUUUCUUACAAAUAGAGUUGUAAUGCUUGGUCUUACAGCACUCACUGCGUACCAGAUAUUAUACACAACGUCCCUGUCCAGCUUCCGUCAAAAGUGGUACGAGAUAUUCUUGGGCUUGCAUGUAGCUCUACAGGCUGCUGGCUUGACUCUUGUGUUUUUUCACCACCGAGGAAGCAGGGUCUACGUUGGUAUUGCUAUGGCUAUCUUUCUCAUCGAUCGAUUAGUAUACCGUAUCGGUGUCAAGAGCACCACGGUUGAAGCAGUCGCCAGUGUCAUGGAAGAUGAUGAAACUGUCAAGCUGUCCACUGAGAUUCUCAAGUUGCCCAGCAGCAAAUUCUCUCAGCUGGUCGGAAGAUCCAUCAGAUAUGGUUGGCAGGCCAGUGAUCACGUCUUCCUAAGCGUGCCUUCUCUGGCCCGCAAACACAUUAUCCAAGCUCAUCCGUUCACAAUUGCCUCAGCUGCACCUACAUUAUCAACUGACCAAGCACAACUGGACCUCCUCAUCAGAGCCCGAGACGGUUUUUCAUUGGACCUCAUUGAGCAGGCCCGCAACCAGGAGAGGCUCACAGUACGACUCGAUGGCCCGUACGGCAGUUCUCACUCACGAACCAUGUUGGAAGACUCCGAGCUCGCAAUUCUCGUAGCCGGCGGCAGCGGCAUUACCGUAGCAUGGCCUUUCAUACACCAUCUCCUAGACAUCACCCGGUCCAACGAUACGGAAAUUGCGCCAAUCUCCGCACUACGUAGUCAGAAGAUCGUCUUGAUUUGGGUAGUCCAUAAGAGCUCCCAUAUUUUAUGGGUGGGCCGGGAUGCACUGUCAGACGCGGAAAACAACGGCGUAGAGGUUAUCACCCCCGAGGCGACGGAGGAGGUCGGACGGCCGGACCUGGAUAGUAUGAUCGAUGAUUUAGUGAAAGACUACGGAAAAGGAAAGAAGAUCGGGGUUGUGGCAUGUGGACCAGAUAGCAUGUCACGCUCCGUCAGGAAUGCCUGUUCGAAAUUGGUGUGGCGUGGAAGAGAUGUCAAUGUAGCCAUUGAGAAGUUUGGAUGGUAGAACUGGGAGAUGGGAAUAUGGUGACAUACGGUCGGCGUUUAAUAUAGAGACUUAAAUUGAUUAAAAUAUUGUAUUUUUGAGUAGAUAUAAUGGUCAUGCGGAUCCUUGACCAUUUACUUUUGGGGGAAGCGGGCUUCUCUUGGUUCGGUUGAAAGGGGGGGUUAGCGAGACCAAAUGCGGAAGACACAAAGUGGUUCGAAGAUCGAUUGGAAUUAUUUACAUAGUGAGUUCGAACUGUUUCCCACUGUGGAUUGAUAUAUAUACUGUAUUCUUGAGGGUUUGA